Molecule: messenger RNA, 817 nt
Organism: Vigna unguiculata (cowpea)
Lineage: Eukaryota; Viridiplantae; Streptophyta; Magnoliopsida; Fabales; Fabaceae
Product: putative ATP synthase protein YMF19
Cellular component (GO): membrane; mitochondrion
Source: RefSeq, a predicted model, not a curated record
AGGUUUCCUGCCCCGCCUAAUCAUCUGAGGCCGUAGUCAGCCUCAAUCUUUCUGAUUCGUAAGUAACUCAGUGAGUGCUUUCCUUUUCCCAUGUCUUUUUUGGUCAACAACCAACCACAUAUCACUCACUACUCCUACAUGAAGGGACUCUCUUUCUGUCCGGAGGGAAUCAUUCUUUCUCAAUCAAUCAUGCCUCAACUGGAUAAAUUCACUUAUUUCACACAAUUCUUCUGGUCAUGCCUUUUCCUCUUUACUUUUUAUAUUCCCAUAUGCAAUGAUGGAGAUGGAGUACUUGGGAUCAGCAGAAUUCUAAAACUACGCAACCAACUGGUUUCAAACCGGGGGAACAAAAUCCGGAGCAACGACCCCAAGAGUUUGGAAGAUAUCUUUAGAAAAGGUUUUAGCACCGGUGUAUCCUAUAUGUACUCUAGUUUAUUCGAAGUAUCCCAAUGGUGUAACGCCGUCGACUUAUUGGGAAAAAGGAGGAAAAUCACUUUUCUCUCUUGUUUCGGAGAAAUAAGUGGCUCGCGAGGAAUGGAAAGAAACAUCUUAUAUUUGAUCUCGAAGUCCUCCUAUGGCGCUUCUUCUUCAAAUCCUGGAUGGGUGAUCACUAGUAGGAAUGACAUAAUGCUAAUCCAUGUUCCACACGGCCAAGGAAGAAUAAAAAAAAUAAGAGAAGAAAGAUCGUAGAAAAGAAAGUCUUACGUGCUCUCUCCUCUAUCUAAGUAAGAGAAAGAGGAAGGUCCAAUCAUGCUACUUUGAGAAAGAUGCUUAACACAUGCAAGUCGAUCAGUUCGCCCUUAAGAAAUAGGCAACA